Daktulosphaira vitifoliae (grape phylloxera) is the source of this 681-nucleotide messenger RNA. RefSeq lists its product as uncharacterized. Lineage: Eukaryota; Metazoa; Arthropoda; Insecta; Hemiptera; Phylloxeridae. Bases 1 to 681 code for a protein of 226 amino acids. The record is from RefSeq and is a predicted model, not a curated record. The transcript is spliced from 2 exons.
AUGUACAAAGAGGCAAUAGAAAUCGAAAAAUGUCCAGAGAAUUUUAACAGAGAAGACGGAUGGACAAUAAGCAAAACUUGGUUACCCAUAAUACACCAGACAAAAAGAAAAUCAACUAACAACACUGAAAACAGUACAAGAAAAAGUUACUAUCAACGUAAUGGAAAACUGUCGGUGCAGAAAAGGAAGACCAAAAUGCCAAGAAUGUCAAAAACAACAAAAACAAAGUCGUCAACAAAAACAUCAGCAAAAACAAGAUACCAAUGCGAAACAAAUGGCUCAACUUCAUCCAGCUCAAGUUCGAGCUCAACCAGUAAAUCUACCGCAAACAGUUCUAGUUCAUUAUCAAAUGUAACACCUGUUACUACGUCUAGCGGUGAAGAUAUAUUUGAUGUUUUUACGGCCUACCCGGAAGACACACUAUCAACAUUUUUCGAAAAGAAGGGAUUGACUGAAUUAGAAAAAUUGUACACUAGUUACAAUUCAUCAAAAACGUCUGAAACCGAAACGGCAUUUAAAGAUUAUUUGUAUGAAUACUACACAAACAACGAUAGUCUGGACACCGAUAUUAACGAUCUGAAAGAAUGCGAAACAAAUGGCUCAACUUCAUCCAGCUCAAGUUCGAGCUCAACCAGUAAAUCUACCGUAAGCAGUUCUGUUGCAUCCACAUAUUUUAAUUGA